CUCGAGCUUAAGAUGAAGUAUCGCAAACCUACAGCUGUCAACGGGAUCUCAUGGUUGUUGUGAAAGCUACAGUAUCACCAGUUUGCAUUCGGCAUUUGGACGCUACAGAUCAACAGCAGUCGUUGGACUAUUCGUAUGCCCCUGAUUCGAAUGAUAUCGCCAGAUACUACCAUCGCAUGGAGCAUUUUCAGGAGACCCGCCUGAUCCUAUGCCUCGUCAAAUGGACUCCUUUACUUGCGAUGUGCAUUUUCUGCCAAACGGCUGAUUUAGACACGUCUGCCCGCUCUCACCUCUUGUGCGCUAUCGACCGAAUCUCUUCUCAAGACCUUCACAAGCUUUCGCGCCAGCCAUCAGCAUUGCGAGAAUGCAUUAUCGCAACUCUUCAUCCCUGAUGACAUUCACGUUCACACUUGUUUCACUCUUGUUAUUGGUCAUGCACCUGGAGCUGCAGCAUGCAGCAGCCGAAGC
Protomyces lactucae-debilis is the source of this 468-nucleotide messenger RNA. RefSeq lists its product as uncharacterized. The transcript has a single exon. The record is from RefSeq and is a predicted model, not a curated record. NCBI's taxonomy places the organism in Eukaryota, Fungi, Ascomycota, Taphrinomycetes, Taphrinales, Protomycetaceae. The coding region runs from base 51 to 392 and encodes 113 amino acids.